Messenger RNA from Nymphalis io (European peacock), 1465 nucleotides. RefSeq names its product alpha-tocopherol transfer protein-like. Gene Ontology annotation, molecular function: phosphatidylinositol bisphosphate binding. Gene Ontology annotation, cellular component: membrane. Bases 145 to 996 code for a protein of 283 amino acids. Lineage: Eukaryota; Metazoa; Arthropoda; Insecta; Lepidoptera; Nymphalidae. The transcript is spliced from 7 exons. The record is from RefSeq and is a predicted model, not a curated record.
UUUAUACUUCAUUACUUCAUUUGGUAGCGGUACUCAACUACUCACAGUCUCUCAGUAACAGUAGAGACGCGGCACAAAACAGACGCGUCGUAUGUUAGUUUAUCGUUUCAUAUAAAUGCGUAAUACUCAAAGCAAAAGAAUUUUAUGAACAUGACAACUAAACCAGAAGACUCUACGAAAUGUGUAGAAGAAUUGAAGGAAUGGAUCAACCGACAACCUCAUCUACCAAAAAAUAUAGGUAAUAAUCUCUUGCUCCGGUUCGCGCAUAGCUGUUACUAUGACUUGGAAAAAACAAAGAAGGCGUUGGAAAUGUUUUUUACGGUGAGAGGAACAUGUUCCGAUCUCCUCACGAACAGGGAUCCCCAGUCGGCGCAAAUGCAGAAAGUUAUUAAAAUUAUAGACCUCUGUCAAUAUCGCAUAUCCGGCAACAGAUGGCUUUGGAUCUGGCAGCUAAACGAUCCGGGUCUAGAAAAUUACGAUUAUAUAUCAGAUGUCAAAUUUUUUUUCCUGAGUACUGACUGUAAUUUCCUUGUGGGCGAAGAUUUACCAGAAGAGGAUAUAGUCAUGAUGGAUGCAAAGGACAUUACACUGAGAUUUCUAACUAAGAUUAACCUGUCAGUAGCGAGAAGACUAGCGAAGUAUCAGGAGGCAACAAUGCCCAUCAGACUUAAACAGAUACACGUUGUGAACGCCCCGCCUUUCAUAGACAAAAUAUACGGAGCCUUAAAACCUUUCAUGAAGAAAGAGAUUACGGAAAUGAUACAUUUCCAUCCGCCAAAGUCAGAGACAUUAUACAAGUAUUUUAGCAAGGACGAAUUGCCGUCCAACUACGGCGGAACUCGACCUUCUAUGCUCGAACUCAAGGAGGAUGUCAUGGCGAAAAUCGCGAGCAAUAGAGAUGCAUUGUUAGACGAAAAUCUAUGGAGGAUCGUCGAUAAGAAAAAAACCGAAUCGUCCAUAGAUGCUGGAUCAUUCCGAACCCUCGCUAUUGACUAAAGUAUAUUUGUAUACGUUGCUAUGUAAGUAACAAGGUUCUGGCUGUGUUAAAAAUGCACAAACAACCCAUAUAUGUGUGUUAGAUAACAAUAUUUUUAUUCUAUUUUUGUAUAUAUUUAACAUAAUAUCGAUAAGUUUUAUCAACAACAAUGUACUGGCUGUGCUGACAAUAUACACUAUUAUAUUAAUUUGUAAACAUACACAAUAACAUUUGAAAGACACUAGCAUAUAUGUGCUAAAAAUACAUACAUAUGUGUAAAAUUCAAUGGAUUGAAAUACUUUUUUUUUUAUAUUUAUAUUAAAAAUAUAAUUAAGCUUUGUAUAAACUAUAUAAAUAUUGUAAAAGUUUGUGAAAUGUGUGUGUGAAAUCCACGUGAAAAAUAUUGGGAACCUGUACGUCAAAAUAUUUUGUUUUGUAUAAGAAUAUUACGUUUUAUUAAAAAAUAUAAUAUACAUUUCUUUCAAUCUC